AUGACAACUUGGUGCAUUCUUAGCAGUAUGUUCCGAAGAUUCAAAUGCAGCAAGCGCGGUCUGGAGAUGUCAUUGAGAGCCUGUGUUCAGGCUCAGAAAAUGCAAGCAGGGGCCCAGCUUGAUCUGUGUGCCAGAGGAAUGAUGGGAUGUAUUAAUACACGUCUGCUGCACAUUGGCCAUCAGGACCUUAGCAAGAGGCUGCCGCCUGGAGUACAGCAAAAACGGAAACCUUUGAAGAUGACUAAGGGGAUUAGUCUCUCCAGAGUACACGUCCACAAUGGCAUGACAAUAGAAAUGCUUGCUGCGGCCAUGAACAAGUCCAUGGAUCAUGUAUAUGAAGUGCUGUUUCACAUUCCAAAGACAGAGUGUUAUGAUCAUGAUGAAGCAGUUUUGGACCAGCAGACGAUCAUUGAUGUUGUCAAAAAAUCUGGAAUGAUUCCAGAGUUUGUCAGUAAAAAGGAGGAAGAAGAAGAGAAGAAUGAGGAUGUUGUCAGGCAGCCUCCGCCAGACCCCAGUGUUCUGGUGCGACGUCCGCCUGUGGUGACAAUCAUGGGUCACGUGGAUCAUGGGAAGACAACUCUUCUGGAUAAGUUGCGUAAUUCAAACGUCGUUGACAGUGAAUUUGGGGGGAUAACGCAACACACAGGAGCUUUCCUAGUAACUCUACAGUCCGGGGAGUCGAUAUGUUUCUUGGACACACCAGGGCAUGCUGCCUUCAGUGCCAUGAGGGCCAGGGGGGCCGACCUCACAGACAUCAUCAUACUAGUGGUCGCAGCAGAUGACGGGGUCAUGCCGCAGACAAUUGAGUCUAUCCGUCAUGCAGAAAGUGCUGGAGUUCCUAUUAUUGUGGCCAUCAAUAAAAUAGAUAAACAGAAUGCGAAUGUAGAGAGAACCAAGCAGAUGUUGCUGGAGCAUCAGAUACAACUGGAGGAGUUUGGUGGGGACGUUCAGGCUGUUCCAAUCUCAGCAUUAAAGGGGGUCAACCUGGCAGAACUUCAGGAAGCCAUAGUGACUCAGGCAGAACUAAUGAACUUAAAAGGUGACCCGGUUGGUUUGGUGGAAGGCAGGGUUGUUGAUGCCAGGCUAGAUGAGAAAAGAGGUCGCCUAGCGAUGGCUGUCAUCCAGAGAGGGACUUUGAGAAAAGGGCAGUACCUUAUUGCUGGAACAGCGUGGGCAAAGGUAAGAGCUAUGUUUGAUGACCGAGGCAACCCUGUUCAGCAAGUCCAACCUGGCAUGCCUGUGGAAAUCUUAGGAUGGAAAGAAACUCCGUCAGCUGGCGAUGAGAUUCUUCAGGUCAAGGAAGAGGCGGAACUGAAACGUGCGGUUGCCUGGCGCCUGGCCCAGCAGAUGAAAGUCAAGCAAGAGCAGGAUGCCGCGGUGAUCAAUGAACUACGUAGCGAACAUGACAAGGAAUACACGGCAGCCUUGGUCACCCGCAGACAGCAGGGGUUCUACAGGGCCAGACAAACCGGCCCUCGUAGGAAAGAGAUUACCCAUGAGGACGAGCCUCAGUUUUCUCUUGUUAUCAAGGGUGACGUAGACGGCACUGUAGAUGCCCUUUUGGAUGUCCUAGACACAUACAAGUCUAGAAUGUGCAGACUCGAUCUCAUUCACUUCGGCGUAGGCCACGUGACCGAGUCUGAUGUGGAGAUAGCAGCUGAUUUCAAUGGAGAGGUGUAUGCAUUUAAUGUCCAGGUGCCAGAAAAAGUAGCGGCUCUGGCAAAAAGCAAGCAGGUGCCGAUCAAGAAACACAAUAUUAUCUACCGUCUGUUUGAAGAUCUCAUCGCUAGCAUUAACAAAAGGUUGCCGAAAAUUAAGGAAGAUGUCAUCAAAGGUGAGGCCAAAGUACUGCAGGUGUUUCAGGUGACCCUGCCAAACAAAAAGAAGAGCUACGUUGCAGGCUGUCGAUGCACAUUUGGCUCCAUGUCCAAGAAACUUAAGGUGAAGGUGAUGAGAGAUGGCGAAGUUGUGUGCGAAGGAUCUGUGGUUUCACUCAAGCACUUCAAGAAUGAAGUGGACAGCGUCAAGAAGGAAGAGGAGUUUGGCAUAUCCUUGAGUGACCAAGACUUUGUCUUUCAGCCCCAGGAUAUGAUUGUCAGUUAUGAGGUCAAGGAUGUUGACCAGGAAAUAGAUUGGAAUCCAGGAUUUGUAGGGAAGAGCUCUGUGCGUGAUUGA
Messenger RNA from Candidula unifasciata, 2175 nucleotides. The record is from the annotation of a GenBank genome assembly. NCBI's taxonomy places the organism in Eukaryota, Metazoa, Mollusca, Gastropoda, Stylommatophora, Geomitridae.